Messenger RNA from Mastomys coucha (southern multimammate mouse), 9674 nucleotides. It is a transcript of the gene Hdac9, whose product is annotated as histone deacetylase 9. Gene Ontology annotation, biological process: chromatin organization; negative regulation of transcription by RNA polymerase II. The record is from RefSeq and is a predicted model, not a curated record. Gene Ontology annotation, cellular component: histone deacetylase complex. The coding region runs from base 4399 to 7605 and encodes 1068 amino acids. The transcript is spliced from 26 exons. Gene Ontology annotation, molecular function: histone deacetylase activity. NCBI's taxonomy places the organism in Eukaryota, Metazoa, Chordata, Mammalia, Rodentia, Muridae.
UUGGAGAUUAUUGCUUUGUGUUGCUUUAAAUCAGGCAAUUGAGAUAAUCAAGGAACAAUUUUUCAUGAAGAUUAAACAAUAGAAUAAUAUAUUUUGAGUUUUACAUUCUCUAUUAACCCAGUUUAUUUUCUGAGUAAUUUCAUUUGCAUUGUUGUCUGAGCACCGGGCUUUGAUUCAUCUGUUUCUAAAUGAGUGUUCAGAUUAAAUUAUGUGCAGUUAUAAAAAAUAUGAUGCAAGAAUUUAAUUCAUCCCCGUAGUCUUUCUAUUUGUUUUUAAAUUGUGCUGUCAGACUUGGGAGCCAAUUUUUGUGUUCUAUCUCUUUGACACACAGGAAGGAUAGUUUCUCUCUCCACCCUUCUUUGCUGCCCCUCCUGUUUCCUAUAUACGUAUUUAAUAAUAAUCUCAGCACCUGUUUCCUAUGAGACCAGAGUGAUAUGUGUGGUUUAGUAAUGCUGUGAUUAGAGCAGCCAACACCCAUGCCUCCAGGAACAGGGUGUUGCUUUUAGAGCAAAUAUAAUCCAAGUUUUGAGAAGAUGGAGUAGGGUCAACUACCACAUGUUGGUCACAAAUAGAUUGUAAAAGCAUUUUCUGCUUUAGUCAUUAUAGGAGUGUUUACCUCUGUAUAUUCUGUGGCACAGUGAUAAAUUUGAGUUACCCCAUUUUCUAGGUCAAAGACAAUGUACUAUGCUAUUCAGAGCUCAUAAAAGCAAACCAUUUGCCAAGGCUUUCACUCUCUGGAGUGCUUGCUGCUCCCUACAGAAACUACUCUUGAUUCCCACUGUCUUCUCAACCCUUCUCCAUGCCUCCAUUAGGCUGUGGACUGAAAAUUAUAGGAGAGUCUAUCUUGAUUGUAAAGUAUGUGAAGAUAAUACAGAGUUUUGAUCAUGGCUGUGGUUUAUGAUUGGGGUUGUGUCACCUAGAUGGACAGGUGAAGGGUUAACUAGGCCUGCAUCCUUGGAUAACCUGAUAGUUCAGCACUCAAAGUUCAGCAUGUGGUGACAUCUAUCAGAAAGGUUGUUUAAACAAGCCUUAUAUGCAGAAAUUUUUCCUUCAUCUAUUUGUGGUUGUUUGAAUAAAAAUGACCCCCAUAGAUGCAUAGGGAGUGACAUUAUUUGGUGGUAUGGCCUUGUUGGAUUAGGUGUGGCUUUGUUGGAAGGAGUACAUCACUAAGGUGUGGUAGGCUUUAAGGCUUUAGGAGCUCAGGACAGGCCUACUGAAUCACAGUUCACUUCUGCUGCCUGUGGAUCAAGAUGCAGAACUCUCAGCUCUGUCUCUAACACCAUGUCUACCUGCAUUCUGCCAUGCUUCUUGCCAUGAUGGUAAUGGACUAAACUUCUGAACUUCUGAGCCAGCCUCACUUAGAUGUUUUUCUUUAUAAGAAUUGCCAUGGUCAUGGUGUCUUUUCACAGCAAGAACAACCCUAACUUAGAUACCGCUUGAGAGGAGGCUAAGAGUUGGUGAUUUGUACAAGGUCCUUUGGUAAGGAUGCCAUUUCUGUGUGUAGAACCAGAUUUAGAAUUGCAGAACUCAGUUUUUCCUCUUUUUCUUCUCUCUCUUUACCCUCAAAGAGCCUGUUGAAGUGUAUUUUGUGAGUUGUAUUGUUCACUACAGUUAUAGGACAGGAUUAUUAACCUUUCUAUUGAGACAAAAUAAUAUCUCUAUUAUCUAUUUAAAUAUGUGGGUAUCUAUUUUAAUUUAAAUUUAAUAUUUUAAAAUUGAAAAGUUAAAAAAGGCACUUAAUUUAGAGCCACCAUAGUAAAAUAUAGUUUUUUCUUAUAGUAAUAUUUGGCAAUUAGAGUAAACAUACCCUGCUUCACAGAAUAUUGAUUUUAUAAUACUGAUUUUUAUAAUAUAAAAAUAUUAUUUGAGGCUGUUAUUUUAAUGCAAAAGCUCUUGCCCAUUAUGGUAAUUGUUCAAUUAGGAGAAGUGAAAAAGUAGUUAAUAAAUAAGAAGCCAGGAGAAAAUUUCAUUUGAUCUUAGGGCCACUAAUAUUUUCUUGUAUAUUCUUUAUUUAGCACAUAUGUAGUUCUGCUUGACAUUGUGCAAAAGUCUCAAUUAACUAAGAAAUAUUUACAAAUGAAAUCAGAAAUAUCAUCAGCAUUGACUCCUAUAGGUGUCAUUUCCAUUUAUUGUGAAUAGUUCACUCUUAUCUGAGACCUGGGAUACAAAAUAAAAGGAAAUGCUUUUGGUACAGUCAGUUGUCACAAUGCUCUAAUAUUGCUCUUGCUGGUAUCCUGUUGAGACACAUAUCACUGGUGAGACAAUCAUUUCAAUCAGAAAAUGCUUUUUAAAUUCUGAACAGAGAAUUGAAUUGGCCUUAUGCAAUCAUCAUCUAUUUAUUUUGUUUUCUUCCAUAAACAGCUCCCAGGCUUGUGCACAAAACAGAAAAAUAGAUUCACUCUGGUGCUUCCAAAAUUUUUGUAAUACUCUUUCAGAUUAUUUAUAUUUGUCUUGAAUACCGGCCCUGUAGUACUGUGAAUUCUUAUUUUCCCCUGUAUAGAUGCUAGACCCAGAAACAUUUUUCUAUCCAUAUUCAAAUACAGUUUGAUAUCAAAGAAAAUGAUUACUUUCUUGAUCAUGUAUUCAGUCAAACAAUAAGUACUGAUUUUUGUAUAUAGCGUUUGUUGGUUUUUAUUUUAAUCUUGCUACCCCAAUAAUGUUCAAAGUUAGAAUUUUGGGGAUUCUUUUGUGUGCUGGGGAAUAUUGAGGGAAGUCUCUCUCACCAUAGUUGUCAGCUGAUUACUGCAGCUAAAGUAUUUGUUUAUCCAUUCAAAACUUACUGAGUAUGUACCCUUUGUCAGGGAGUAUGCUAUGCAGCAGGGAUACAGCCUACAGAACAUGCAUUCUACCUAUGGACAGAACCCUCUGAGGCAGAGAUAGAAACGGUUGAAGUUUUGGCCCAUUCAGUGCCCUAUGCAUUUUAAUGUAAGACUAGAGAACCCAUUGCUUCUGGGCAACGUCUAAAUUCUGUAUCUUCUAUUUGGAUGGCCAGCUUUCAAAGGGAAAAACUUCAGGGCUCAGUUAACUUUGUGUUCCCCCAACCAGCAGGUAAGAAAUCACAUGGGUCUGUGUUCAAAGUGCAGACUCCUAGACUCUUCUCUGCCAAUGAGUUUUACCAUAAAACUCCAGAGGGCUAGGAAUUAGAUGUAAGAUAUUGCCAAGUGCAAAAUACUCUUAAUUUGCCUAAAUGUCCUAAUGAUUCUCAUCUGGCAGCAAAAAAAAAAAAGGCAAGUGUCUUUUGUUAGCUAACACUAUGGUAACCACAUGAAGUAGCUAGUCCAUUGAAACCUAGAGGAGAUAGAUUUUGUGAGGAAAAUUCCAGGGGCUUACAGUUUUAUUUGCUUUCCAGGCCAUCUCAGUUUUCUGAAGUAAGAGAUGGGCCAAAGAGAUGCUUAUAGAGUCUCUUUGGUUUUCGUUUUUGUUUUUUUGUUUUUCUUCAAAAGAAGUUUAACACAGAAGAAAUUUUUCAUACAACCUUCUAAAAUUUAGAAAACAUGUUUGAGCCAGAAUUAUUUUAAGGAUAAAAUAAUUCUUAAUUCUUCAUCAACCCUAAAAUGAUCUUAGUGUGAUCUUUAAUUUGGACAAAUAUAAUUUUAAUGUUGUAAUUUUCUAGAAAAUGUAUCUAAGAAGAAUUUUCUAAGCACAGAGCCAAUGUAUAUGGCACCUCAAAAACUGUGCCCUUUGGGCCUCCGCAGAAGCUUUGUGCAAUAGUGUGGCUAUGGCCCUCUCUACUGCAGCAGCUGAUAGGACUUGUUGUCUCGCGAUAAGUUGUUCCUCCCUUCCUCAUCACAGUGGGCAUACUUACAGCAACUAUUCUACCUGCUCACAGUAAGAGAACAAGCUUAUUUAUCCAAGCAAAAGCGUCACAGAAGUCUUGUGAAUAUUGUAUUCUCUUCAUCUUCUCAUAUGCGAUUCAUUUAUUCAUUGGCAAAUCUUGGGCAAAAAAAAAAAAUUAGUGCAGGAAUUUCCCUUCUUGUCUCUAUUUUGCUAAACAGCUGUAUUCCCUUAUAGAAAUGUAGAAUAGAUUUAACUAAUGAUCAAAAAGUUCUUUGAAAUAUAAAUUGUUAUGGAAAUGCUAAGUAGCAUAAACAAUUUGAGGGCAAGCAUUAAUAAAAGCUUUGCCGCAAGCAUCUUUAGGGGAACUAAUAAAGGCUUCAUGGUUCAAUUAAUACAGCACAACAGUGAGUUUUCUAGAAGCAUAUGGGACCCAGAAGGCCUGCCCCUGUUUUUAAAAUUUACGAACUCUUUAAUGAUUCACCACUUUCGCUCCAGCGCGUCACCCACUGUGGUGCUGUUCGGUCAUUAAGCAGGAAGCUAAAACCAGGACAAAGUUGCAAACAAAUAACAUAAUGUUCAAAUGGAGUGGCCGGACGGGAGCAGCUCUUGGCUCAGCAAAGAAUGCACAGUAUGAUCAGCUCAGUGGACGUGAAAUCGGAGGUUCCUAUGGGCCUAGAGCCCAUCUCACCUUUAGACCUCAGGACAGACCUCAGGAUGAUGAUGCCUGUGGUGGAUCCUGUCGUCCGCGAGAAGCAACUGCAGCAAGAGUUACUUCUUAUCCAGCAGCAGCAGCAGAUCCAGAAGCAGCUCCUGAUAGCAGAGUUUCAGAAGCAGCACGAGAAUCUGACAAGGCAGCAUCAGGCACAACUCCAGGAGCACAUCAAGUUACAACAGGAACUUCUAGCCAUAAAACAACAGCAAGAACUCCUAGAAAAGGAGCAGAAACUGGAGCAGCAGAGGCAAGAACAGGAAGUAGAGAGGCAUCGCAGAGAGCAGCAGCUUCCUCCUCUCAGAGGCAAAGAUAGAGGACGAGAAAGGGCAGUGGCUAGCACAGAGGUUAAGCAGAAGCUUCAAGAAUUCCUGUUGAGUAAAUCAGCAACGAAAGACACUCCAACCAAUGGAAAAAAUCAUUCCGUGGGCCGCCAUCCCAAGCUCUGGUACACGGCUGCCCACCACACAUCACUGGAUCAAAGCUCUCCACCUCUCAGUGGAACGUCUCCGUCCUACAAGUACACAUUACCAGGAGCCCAAGAUGCCAAGGAUGAUUUCCCCUUGCGAAAAACUGCCUCAGAGCCCAACUUGAAGGUGCGGUCCAGGUUAAAACAGAAAGUGGCAGAGAGGAGAAGCAGCCCCUUACUCAGGCGGAAGGAUGGAAAUCUUGUCACUUCAUUCAAGAAGCGAGUGUUUGAGGUGGCAGAAUCCUCGGUCAGUAGCAACUCUCCAGGGUCAGGUCCCAGUUCACCAAACAAUGGGCCUGCUGGGAAUGUUACCGAAAAUGAGGCUUCAGUUCUGCCUCCCACGCCUCACCCCGAGCAGCUGGUUCCACAGCAGCGCAUUCUAAUUCAUGAAGAUUCCAUGAACCUGCUAAGUCUCUAUACCUCCCCUUCCCUGCCCAAUAUCACUCUGGGACUUCCAGCAGUGCCGUCCCCACUCAAUGCUUCUAACUCACUCAAAGACAAGCAGAAGUGUGAGACACAGUUGCUCAGACAAGGCGUUCCUCUGCCUGGCCAGUAUGGCAGUAGCAUUGCAGCGUCCUCCAGCCAUGUUCAUGCAGCAAUGGAAGGAAAGGCCAACAGCAGCCACCAGGCUCUCCUGCAGCACCUACUGUUGAAGGAGCAAAUGCGCCAGCAAAAGCUUCUUGUGGCUGGUGGAGUUCCAUUACACGCUCAGUCUCCUUUGGCAACAAAAGAAAGAAUUUCACCAGGCAUUCGAGGUACCCACAAAUUGCCCCGCCACCGACCCCUGAAUCGAACCCAGUCUGCACCUUUGCCUCAGAGCACGCUGGCUCAGCUGGUCAUUCAGCAGCAGCACCAGCAGUUCCUGGAGAAGCAGAAACAAUACCAGCAGCAGAUCCACAUGAACAAACUGCUAUCGAAAUCUAUUGAACAACUGAAGCAACCAGGCAGCCACCUUGAAGAAGCAGAGGAGGAGCUUCAGGGGGACCAAUCAAUGGAAGACAGAGCCACCUCUCAGGACAACAGUACUAGGAGCGACAGCAGUGCUUGUGUGGGUGACACACUGGGACAAGUUGGGGCUGUGAAGGUCAAGGAGGAACCCGUGGACAGCGAUGAAGAUGCUCAGAUACAGGAAAUGGAAUGUGGGGAGCAGGCUGCUUUUAUGCAACAGCCUCCCUUGCUGGAGUCCUCACACACGCGUGCACUCUCGGUGCACCAGGCUCGGUUGGCUACAGUUGGCGUCGAUGGAUUAGAGAAACAUGGACUCCUCUCCAGGACCCAUUCUUCUCCUGCAGCCUCCGUGUCACCUCACCCAGCAGCCGACUGUCCCCGCCAGCCUGCCUCUGCCACUGGAAUUGCCUAUGACCCUCUGAUGCUGAAACACCAGUGCAUCUGUGGCAAUUCCACCACCCACCCUGAGCACGCUGGGCGAAUACAGAGCAUCUGGUCACGGCUGCAAGAAACUGGGCUGCUAAAUAAAUGUGAGCGAAUUCAAGGUCGAAAAGCCAGCCUGGAGGAAAUACAGCUUGUUCAUUCUGAACAUCACUCACUAUUGUAUGGCACCAGCCCCCUGGACGGACAGAAGCUGGACCCCAGGACACUCCUAGGUGAUGAUUCUCGAAAAUUCUUUUCCUCAUUACCUUGUGGUGGACUUGGGGUGGACAGUGACACCAUUUGGAAUGAGCUGCACUCGUCCGGUGCUGCACGCAUGGCUGUUGGCUGUGUCAUUGAGCUGGCUUCCAAAGUGGCCUCAGGAGAGCUGAAGAAUGGGUUUGCUGUUGUGAGGCCCCCAGGCCAUCAUGCUGAAGAAUCUGCAGCCAUGGGGUUCUGCUUUUUUAAUUCAGUUGCAAUUACCGCCAAAUACUUGAGAGACCAACUAAAUAUAAGCAAGAUAUUGAUUGUAGAUCUGGAUGUUCACCAUGGAAACGGUACACAGCAGGCCUUUUAUGCUGACCCCAGCAUCCUGUACAUUUCACUCCAUCGCUAUGAUGAAGGGAACUUUUUCCCUGGCAGUGGAGCCCCGAAUGAGGUUGGAGUAGGUCUGGGAGAAGGCUACAAUGUAAACAUUGCCUGGACAGGUGGCCUUGACCCCCCUAUGGGAGAUGUUGAGUACCUUGAAGCAUUCAGGACUGUCGUGAUGCCUGUGGCCAGAGAGUUUGAUCCAGACAUGGUCCUGGUUUCAGCUGGAUUUGAUGCUUUGGAAGGCCAUACCCCUCCCCUAGGGGGUUACAAAGUGACAGCAAAAUGCUUUGGUCAUUUGACAAAGCAAUUGAUGACAUUGGCUAAUGGACGAGUGGCAUUGGCUCUUGAAGGAGGACAUGAUCUGACAGCCAUCUGUGAUGCAUCGGAAGCCUGCAUAAAUGCCCUUCUAGGAAAUGAGCCAGGUCCUCUUGAGGAAGAUGUUCUCCACCAGUCCGUGAACACGAAUGCAGCUGCUUCUUUACAGAAGACCAUUGAAAUCCAAAGUAAGUAUUGGAAGUCGAUCAAGAUGGUGGCUGUUGCCAGGGGCUGUGCUCUGCCUGCUUCUCAGCUGCAAGAGGAGACAGAGACCGUUUCCGCACUAGCCUCCCUGACGGUAGAUGUGGAACAGCCAUUUGCUCAGGAAGAUGGCAGAACUGCUGGUGAGCCCAUGGAAGAGGAGCCAGCCUUGUGAAGUGCCAAGUCUCCCCCGAUAUUUCCUGUGUGUGACAUCAUUGUGUAUCCCCCCCCACACACACACACAACCCCAGCACCCUCAGACAUGUCUGCUGCCUGGGUGGCACAGUUUGAUGGAACAUAAACACUGGGCACAAAAUUCUGAACAGCAGCUUCCCUGGUUCUUUGGAUGGACUUGAAAGAGCAUUACAGAUUCCUGAAAUGUAACCACUGUGUAUCUAAAGUUACAGUAACCAGGAUUGGAAGAAACUCUUUCCAGCAUGCUUUUCUGCUGAUGACCCACUCCCAGACACAAAGUGUGAGCUAGCGACUUUCAAUACAGCAUUCGAUAGUGUUCAUUUCAGAAGCUCUGACACCCAGUGAAAAUUUGGGCAAAACCGGAGACGUACCCAUUCCUGACAUUCUGACCAGUGUCUUAUUGUGUAGUUUACUGUCAAGUACACUUAAAUUGUUUACAGGAUUUCUUUUCAGCUGUGAGUCGCUGGGAAUUACAGACAGAUUGUUGUGGGUUUUAGGGACUUUUUUUUUUUUUCUCUUUGUUAUACUUUUGAAUUUUUUGCCUUUGUUCUAAUACAAUUCCAUCCCUCCUGGCAAAAGUUCAAAAUGGACUUGGGAUAAGGCGUUUUUCGUUGUUUCCCUUUUUUGGGGGGUGGGGAGGGGGUGGAGGGAAACAGUGGAGCCAUGGUUUCCCUGCAUAGCCUUGGCUGUCCUGGAACUCAUGCUGUAGGCCAAGCUGGCGCAUAACUCAGAGAUCUGCCUGCCUCUGUUAUAGGAUCAAAGUAGUGCACCACCACCACCCAGCGACAGCAAGGCUUUUUUCUCAAUGGAAAGAAUAUUACAAUGUAUCUGAGAGUUCCAAAGGAAUGUGCACACUACAUGCAAUGGGGCAGUAUUUUGUGUCAACUCUUACUGGAAAUUUACAUCUGCCUCAUGUUCUCACAAUAUAUAGGCUUGCAGUUUUGACAGGUAAUGAGAUGGCACGCCCCCCUCUCCCCACACAGCACCACCUUGAGAAGAGUGGCUCUGGAGGUGCAUCCCUUGGGAGACAUGCAGCCCUUGAAAAGUACAGAACUUCUCCAGGCAGCUUGUUCCAGCUCUAUCUGGCACCCAUUCUCUCCUCUUUCCUUCUUAGCCUUUCUUGUCACUCUUCCAUCUUUUAGAAAAGUCACCUCAACCUCCCCAUUACUCAGGGGAUUGGGGUGUUUUAUCUAUUUUGCUUACUUUUCGGUGAACCCACUUAUGUUAUGAUCUUCUGCUGAGUAGAGUUUAAGUGAUUCCACUGAGUUCCCAGGUCUUAGAAACAUCAGUGAAGAUGACAAUGACCUGAAGUUUUUUUGAAUGGGACUAAGCUAAGAAUUGUGCCUUCACAUGAAAGCUAACACGGAACUUAACCUUUGCACAGGUAGCAUUCCCAACAAAGGUUCAAAAUAAAGGACAUUUAUUUCUGAGAUUAAAAACAGCUUACUCAGUAAAAUACAAGCAAGUUAGCCCUGCCUCUGAAAAUUGUAUUUCAGUGUAUAACUCAAACACCUAAAGACAGUGAGGUAGAUAGAAUACUUUGCAUAUUUAAUAUCUGACAGUGCUUUUGAACAUUGACUUUUUUUAUAUAUUUUCUUAACUCAAAGGAUAUAUUAAAGCCAUAAGUGAAGAUUGUCAUGCUUUUAUUCCGAAAUCUGAAAGAAACCUUAAUUAAAACAAGGUUUUAGGGAAGGCCAAGAUAUGAAAGACAUGGAACAAUGUGGUUUUAGUUAGGGAGGACUCUAACCUGUAAAUCAAAGAUGAAAGAUCUCACUCACGUAGAGUUACAUAACUCCCUUUUGUUAUACAGUCAGACCACAUUUUUCAUGCACUUGGUUUUUUUAGGAUUACCAUUUUAAUUUUUAAGACUUUUAUUACAUAUACAAAAAUGGCUUGGUACUUGGUUUAACAUCUUAGAAAUUUGAGAUACCCUUUGAAAUAGGAAAUCUGAAAUGGAAUGUAACUUAGUACUAGGUAAAAAUUACUAACAUUGCAUAAGAAUUAAGUCAAUCUAGAUGCAUAAUUGUAAUAAAGUUCUUGUGAAUUCCA